UAGAAAUGCUACUCAGGCAUUUUUCUAUUGCUCACCGUUUUCCUCUCAUCAAAUCAUCACAGCGUUUGAAAUCUUAUUUCUCAUCAUUGUAAUUACUACUUUGUUCGUUAAUUUUUUUCAUAGUGUUUCUAAUAUUGGUAAAUUGGAGCCAAUUCAAGAAGAGUCCUAUGAACCCGGCCAACUUGUAAUCAACCGCCUUUUCGGUUGCAGAGCAGUCGUUAUGAAAUGUUGGAAUGCAAAACUUGUGGAUAAAAGCAUUGCCACUGGGAAUGUUGAUAUACUUAAAGAAAACGCUGGUGAACAGUCGCUGUCAGAAUCAGAUCUAGAAUCAUUGGCUAAUCCUCCUGGACCUCUUGGAACUAUUCGUGGUUACUCCUUAUUGUUAGAUAUAUCGGAUGCCACGAGUUGUAACUAUUUCUAUUCUGGAAGCACAUAUUUCGCCGACCCUGACAUAAGAACUGAGAUAAAAAAUGAACGAGGAAUGGAUUACGCAUUUCAUGAUGAUCUUAUUCCCUACACUAGCUCCUCACCUGUUCCCGUGAGAAAUUCACUGUUGGGAGACUUCUUUCAAUGGCAUCUGGAUGGAAAGAAAUACUAUCCCGCUGUAAUUAUGAGCGAGUUCAUUGAAAGCAUCAAACCAGCAUUGGAAUUGAGAAGAGUCUAUCGACAGACAACGCACGGUGUACGCGUUACAAUUUUCCCAUUCUUUUUGGGCUCAAUAGGCUCCGAUUUCUAUUGGCGUUACUCAGUUCGUAUUGAGAAUUUAACUUCUGAACCACUAACUCUAAGAGAGCGAUUUUGGAAAAUUUAUUCUAUGAAGGGAAAACUUGAGACGAUUUCUGGUAAAGGAGUAAUCGGGAAAGAACCCGUACUAACUACAAGUACUCCUGUUUUCCAGUACCACAGUCACACAAUCACCAAAAUACCUAACACCUAUAUGUGGGGCAUUUACAGGUUUCAGAAGCCUUCUGGCGCGACAAUAGAUGUAAAAAUUCCCAAUGUCGCGCUGAAAUACUCUCCAGAUGAGGUAAAGCCGUCAGACCAAGUCGUUGAAACUGAACCCGAACCUACUGAUAAAUAG
Rodentolepis nana is the source of this 1081-nucleotide messenger RNA. Lineage: Eukaryota; Metazoa; Platyhelminthes; Cestoda; Cyclophyllidea; Hymenolepididae. The record is from the annotation of a GenBank genome assembly.